GCAUUCACGGUGUCUCUGGGUAAUCCAUAAUAAUAUAGCCGAUGAUAUGAUGCUGAUCUUCCAUUUUCAGUCGAAAGCUGUGCCCAGACAGAGAGGGAAAAAGGAUUCCUGGAAGAUGUGCAUAGAUUAAUACGCUAUGAGCAAAGGUGUUAGGAAACAGUUGUUUGAAGCCUGCACAACAGGUGAUCUUGACACACUACUACAAGCCAUUUACCACAAUCAAGAUGUAGUAAAGGAGCUAAUUUGUGGAGAAGAUGUAGCUAGCUCAACUUUGCCCAGAAAUUUUCUUCAUGUGGCCUGUGAAAAUGGUCAUUUGGAAGUGGUACGUCAACUUGUAGCCUUUGGUGCUAAUGUCAAUCAAGCUGUUGAAGAAAUUGGAACUCCCUUAUGUGUUGCAUGUAUAAAAGGAUAUGCAGACAUUGCAAAAUAUUUGUUAAAAGAAGGUGCAUUUGUACAUAAUCCUGUAUUUGGUCAUUUGUCGCCAAUUUUACUUGCCUGUAAAUCUGGAAAACAUGAUGUGGUGGAAUUUUUAUUAUCUGAGCAGCCCAGUCUCCUUGGAUCCCAUGGACCAUUGCUACUCUAUGAGGCAUGCAGACUUGGGCAUGUCCAGCUGGCAAGACUGUUGAUCAGGAGAGGUGUUGAUGUGAACCCACCAUCUACAUCGUUAGACUCCCAGGGAAGGGAAUCACCAGGCAGUCCUCUCAAAGGUGCAUGUGAAGGUCAUCAGACUGCUGUUGUUAAUUACCUUAUUGAAAAUGGGGCCAAAGUGACCUGUGAUCUUGUAGAGAAUUAUUGGGAACUUAUUGGAGAAGCUCUAAUGAGAUACACCAAAGAAACUAGGAACAAACGCAAGACAGCACUUUCUUUUGAAGUUGAUCCAAGUGUGACAAUGUUUUCUGCUGCUUGGAGUAAAAAAAAUUUGUACGCCAUUCAUAAAGCUUGGUUUGUUAACUUGUCAGCAAGACUUGUGAGUAUUGACCUGUCUGAUAACUGCAUUAAGGAGCUUCCAGAAGAGCUGUUUAAUAUUCUUCCAGCCCUUGAGGAGCUUGAUGUGUCUAAAAAUCAAUUGAAAUAUUUACCAGAAGUUAUCAGCAGCUACACAAGGAUACAAAAGCUAUCAGCUUUUGAUAACCAGCUGACAUGCGCCCCUGUCUCUUUGUUUCAAUUACCCACAAUGAAGAAACUAAACCUCGCUCAGAACAAUAUCUCUUCCUUAUUUGGCGAGCUGGAAGAGGGCGAGGAAGCUGAUAGCGACACAUGGGGCUGUACUGCACUGAAGGUUCUAACAUUGUCAUUCAAUCAACUAAAAAGUUUACCUAACGGUAUUCAGGGAGCUGUCGGGCUCACAAAACUAUAUCUGGAUCACAAUAAUCUACGAGACUUUCCGAUGGCUUGGAAAUGCCCCUUGGAAAUCCUUGACCUUUCGCACAAUAAGUUAACCAGUUUUUCCUGUAACAUGGAAAUGGUGUGGGACACCUCUCUGAAGCGUCUCUAUCUUUCAAGCAAUAAUCUGGGAUCCAUUUCUUGGAACUUGUGUCAGUUGUCAGGACUUCAAGAUCUAGAUAUGAGUCACAAUAACAUUCGAAUGUUGCCAAAGCCAGAAUUCUGGACAUGCAGCACUUUGCACAAGCUAAACCUUUCCUUCAACAAGUUAUCCGCCAAACCACUUGUCGAGUCACAGAUGGGUUCUUCAACACUGAAGCGUUUCCAAUUUUUCAAAGCCUCCAGCUCAGAAGAUGGUCAAGAAACAAAGACUGACUGUGAAUUUCCUACAGCACUAUUUUCUCACACGCUAGAGACACUUUCUGUAAACGACAACAACUUACAGUCCUUACCCUUAAGUAUCUGCGGAUUGAUGAGCCUCAUCGAACUGGACUUAAGCGAUAACCCUGAACUGCGCACACUUCCUCCUGAACUUGGCAACUUACGCGAUUGCUGGCAGCUCCGAUUGAACAAACUAAAUCUUUCAGGCAUUCCUAAACACGUCAGACCUGGUGAGAUUGGUGUCCGACCAAAAGACACGCUGGCAUACUUACGAGCAACUCUUCGGAAGUCUGUACCGUAUUACCGCAUGAAACUGAUGGUGGUAGGUUUACAGGGUCGAGGGAAGACAACUUUGCUGUCUGCUUUAAAAGGUCAAAAACUGCCACCUAACCUGUCCACUGUGGGAAUUGUGAUUGACGAAUGGCAGGUUCAGAUCGGGGCCAGUUCAAGGUUUUCAUUACAGCGCUUCUUAACACAGAGUGACGCACCAUUAAUAACGUUCAGCACUUGGGAUCUUGCGGGGCAAAAUGUUUAUUACGCGGCUCAUCAAAUGUUUUUGUCGCCUAAUACUCUGUACCUGGCCGUGUGGAACGUGACACAUGGAGAAGAAGGAGUGGAGAGUCUGAGACGUUGGCUUCUCAACAUACAGGCUCGUGCACCGUCUUCCGAAGUUUUGAUUGUCGGAACACAUCUGGACUUGCUUCCGAAGAAAAAUCGACAACACCGCGUGGAUGCACUGAAGCAAAGCAUCGCGCUGAAGUAUUUGGACAACCAAGGAUUUCCGAAGAUUGUCGGCAAUAUUGUUGUGUCGCCGACGACUGGCGAGAACAUUCCGGAGUUGAAAGAACUGAUUUACAGCAAGGCGUUAAAAGUCAAGGAUCAUGGAGAAAACAUCAUUGGCCGAAUGGUACCACAAAGUUACAUCGACCUCCAACAAGCUGUUAUACAAGAGGCUGAGCGCCGGAGAACCACAGGCGAACCACCCUUACUCUUGGAAGAUGAAAUCUUGCAACUCGCCAAGUGCAGUCCACAGAAUGACAUCUUAGAUACUGAGGAGCUAACACUAGCCACCAGAUUCUUACACGAGAAUGGUGUGUUACUUCACUACAAUGAUCAGCUGCGGGGCCUCAAUCAUCUUUACUUUAUUGACCCUGCUUGGGUCUGUGAUCUUAUUGCGACUCUUGUCACCGUCCGAGAGAGAAAUCCUUUUAUUGUUAACGGUGUCAUGAAGAAGAAGGAUUUGCAGUUGGUGUUGAGAGACCCCAAAUUCCCCCAAAAUUUUAUACUACAGUAUCUGCAACUAAUGGAGCGUUUCGAGAUUGCUCUCUCUAUAAACGAGGAACAGCUUUUAAUUCCUUCAAUGCUACCAAAAGAGAAACCAGGACUGCAGCUUCACAAGCUUCAGAAGUUGAUGGCCAAGAGAAAAAAGUCAAACGAACAGGUGUGGCUAAAUUACUCACGUUCCUCACCUUCACAGUACUUGAACUUGAGUAAAAGUAUGCACUCUUAUAAUAUUUCUGACUUACUAUUGUAUGUUACUGAUCAACAGGGCAGAUUUUCCAGUAGUCGUGGCAGCAGCUCACUAGACAAUUCAAACAUCAACACAGUGUGUAGGAAUUACCAGAUGGCCUACACGCCGAGCGGGUUCUGGAGCCGACUCAUUACCAGGCUUAUUGUGUCCAUUCAAAGAUGGCGGACUAUUGAGCAAAUAAAGGAAGAAAGCUAUUCUUUGGUUUACUGGCGGGAGGGGAUUGGUGUCGUGUAUGAGGGAGGUUACUUCAAGGUGGAAUCAUACCAAGAAUUGAUCCCUGUAAAUCAAGGAAAGGCCGUCUUCCAAGAAAUCAAUGGUGUCGCUAUCACUGUAUGGUCAGAACAGCGAGACUUUGCUGCUAUUGGAUUCAUUGUCGAUCAGAUUGACGCUCUCAUUUCGGAAUGGUAUCCGGGUCUCGACGAGACUGACAUGUAUGGGUUGCCAUUGGUCCGUCGUUUAAUUCCGUGUCCGCUUUGUAUCAACUGGAUGACUCACCGCAAAUCAAUGAAACGAUCUGUUUCUAUGGAGUUUCCAUCCACUCUUCCCUCUAAUUUUCUUAUGUUGCAAACUCUUCAUCCGCACAAUUUCACUCUGACGGAAUGCGCAGCAACUGCGAUGCGUUUUUCAACUAUCAGCUGUCCUUCCCAUCCGGAUAGAGUGGUGUCCAUAUCGCUUCUUAUCCCGGACUUGUUAAUGGCAGACCUACCCCGGCAGUUACUUGUGGAUCAAACUCAAUUCAAGUUCGACCCGCGAGAAUCACAUAAGAUUGGCGGUGGUGGCUCUGGUGAAGUGUAUCGUGGAUCAUAUCGAAACGAGACUGUGGCGGUGAAAAUAUUCCACUCUAUAGGCCAAACUGGCUCUCUCCUUGACAGCGGACUUGGAAACACUGGGCCCUCUCCUGGAUCCAGGACUUUAAGUGGAUCCUGUUAUAGGUCCCAUGUGAGUGAGGGCUCAAGUGGCCGGAGAUCUGAUGUGUACACUGCCAACACUGAACGUGACAUGGAGGAGGAACUGGAAAGGACUAAGGUUGUCAAAGCUUUCUGGGACUUACGUCAAGAGGUAGCAGUCCUUUGCCGAUUGAAUCAUCCAUGUGUUGUCAGACUUCUUGCCGUUUCUCUGCGUCCACUAUGCUUUGUUUUGGAGCUCGCCCCUUUUGGUAGUUUAGCUACAGUCCUUGACGAGCUCUCAUCAAAGCGUGAAGCUCGAGAGAACGAAGGCAGCCAAGUUUCCAGGAGCAGGGAGUCAAUUCUUGGGCGUGAAUUAUCCUAUAACAUCGCUUUUCAGGUCGCCAGUGCCCUUUGGUAUCUCCACGACUGUAACAUUAUCUAUCGAGAUCUGAAAGCCGACAAUGUUUUAGUUUGGUCCAUGGAUGAGUCCGCUUUAUUGAACGUCAAACUAUCUGACUACGGAAUCUCGUGUUUCGCCACACCUCAAGGAGUUGCUGGAGAGGAAGGGACUCCAGGAUAUCAGGCUCCGGAAAUUCGCACUGGAGUCGGUUACGAUGAAAAGGUGGAUAUUUUCUCCUUUGCAAUUUUUCUGUUUGAGCUGCUGACAGGAUGUCGUCCUUUUAGUGAUUAUCGCAAUGUCGUGGACAUCAAGAAAGCGAUUCGACGAGGGGUGCGGCCUUCACCUCAGCUUGAAUUAGAUUCACAAUUACCAAGAUUAGAACGGCUAAUGAGAUCAUGCUGGCAUCAGUUGCCAGAGAAGCGUCCUCCUGCAAGCGAAAUUUUAAAAGAGAUGGAAGAUCCAGCUUUCUUAUGUCAGUGUCGACUGUUACCAGCCACUGAUGAAAACUUGUUGGAGAAAGUUACAGCAAUUUAUGCCUUAUCAAAUGUUGCUUCUGGCAAUCCCAAGGUCCCUGAGGCUAUGGAGGGUUCUUCAACUGAGAUCGCUUCGAACUUUAUUCUGAUUUGGAGUCGUGAACGAAAUGAUCGGUACUACAGUAUAAUCAACUGUGAGACAGGAGUGUUCCAUACACAAGGACAAAACUGUGAGGGACAUAGAGUGCUUUGCAUGACGAGAGUUGAAAAUCGAACUUGGCUUGGCACGGAGGGGUGCACUAUAGAGGUGUUCGGACGGACGUCCUGGCGUAAUCCCUCAAUUCUGUGGUCGUAUACCACUAAGGCUCCAGUUCUUGCGCUGUUGACGGAGUAUUUUCCUACAGAUGAGGACCUUCCUGAAAAGGCAGAGCUUGAGAGUGGCACAAGAGUUAAAAGUGUAUUUGCUUCCCUUGCCAAUGGUACCCUGAUAGUGUUCACUCCUAAAACUAGAUUAGCACGAAGAUUUUCGCAUGCUGAUGUCACUCUAGAAACGAAAGGCGAGGAUGAACGGUUGAAAAAGGAAAGUGACAAGUGGUCUAACUUUCAGGUUGUUAACCUUGGUCAGUCUGGUAUGCCCACCAAAUGUAUGGUUCUCGUAUUCAAUAAUAAAGAACUGUGGGUUGGAUGCGGCAACAAGAUUGUGAUAGUGGAUACCAACACCUUGGUCAUUCUGGACGAGAUUGCGGUGUACCAAACGCAAAGGACGCAUGUCCGGAUCAUGGUAACGGACGGAACACGUGUUUGGUGCGCGGACAGGAGGUCAUCGAAAAUUUUACAAUGGGAAGUUAGCAGUCGUCAGCUGACCAAUAUUUUUGACUGUGAUGUUAACAGUCCAGUUGGAAAAGUUUUAGACACAAACAUAGUAGAGUCCCGCCGUUUCACUUCAAGAAAAGGUGAUGAUGAACGCUCUUCCCGUCGUGACAGAACAGUCAGUGACCCACCUGAUAUGUGCGAGCCCUCUUUCACUGAAUCGAUGUUUAAAGAGGCGAUGGAUCGUAGUAUCAAUGAAGAAGGCGACGAAACAAACUCUUUGCGUAAAGAGGAUUCACUUCCUCGUCGAAUUGGUUCUGACUUUGGUCGAAAUACAACAGAAAAUGAUCGUCAUGAGGAUUCUAAAAAUAUGGAUUCUAAACAGGUUCAGGCAUUUUCCCGUUCUCUGUCCCUACCAGCGGAAACCGUCUCCGAUGAGGGUGGAAUUUCUUCUUUUUGUAGCACAGAUACAACGAAAAGUAUCACAGUUCUUGCUCAGGCUAGCAGUACCCCGCAGGAGUCUCACGCUCAAACCGAAGAUUUUCAAACAAACGAAGAUUCUGUUUCAGUAAUUUCCGAAAAUGUUCCAACUUUAAUCGAAAAAACAGCGACAAUCGAUAAUAUUCGAAACUCCGGCGAGGAAGUCAUAGAAUCGAGAUGCGACGCUACUUCCAAUCAUGGCAAAAGUGAUGCAUUAUCUAUGACAUUAUCAGUUGAAACUAUUCCUGAAAUUACAAUUGAAGCCCAGAGACAGACAGGAGACAACAAUGUUGAAGAUGAAAAAGAGACCGAAACAGUAACCAGAGAAGCUGUCGACAAAAGGGAAGGUGCAGAUUUUGAGCUCGUUGACCGCGAAGAAACUCGUCAAGCUUUCAUCGAAGGUGCACGAAAAAGUUUAGGCUCUGAAAGCUCGAUAUCCCGUCCAUGUGCUUCUAUGACGUCGUUAAGGCAGCCUUUCAAUUCACCUUCUCGAACUCCCUCGCUUAUGAGUUCAACCAGGAGAAAAUCUCAACGGCGACAGGAGAAAGAUGAAGGCAACAAGUCACCACUUAGUAAACCGUGGGCAGCGAGACCUAGGAUACGAAUACUUGCUGGCACAAUUAAUCGUGUGACAGCACUUUCGUUAGUGAAUGGCACGUUGUGGAUUGGACGAGGAGUUGGUGACGUGCUAACACUGAACGUCAACUCAUUUAAUGAUGAUGUUCCUUUGGGUCUUGUGUUCGCUCAACUCGAGAGUGACAAUCUUCUAGGUUACGAAAAUGGUCAAGUGGAUGAAAUUGUCAGCAGUGGCAUGGACAAGGUGGUCUGUUUGCGUCGGCUGGAGACUCCAAGAGGUAGCGUGAAUACUACAGAACGCGGUUUGGAGCGCUAUCAGUUGGUCCUGUGGGAGGCCUGGGGAGACACGGAGUUUAGAAAAUUUAAUUCGCGGCUGGAGGAGUUUAACUCCUUGAUUCCGUAAUCAAUGCUACUAUAUUAUAGCAUGUUAAUAUGUUAUAGCAUGUUAC
This is a messenger RNA of Pocillopora verrucosa, 7370 nucleotides long. Its product is annotated as leucine-rich repeat serine/threonine-protein kinase 1. Gene Ontology annotation, molecular function: ATP binding; protein binding; protein kinase activity. The record is from RefSeq and is a predicted model, not a curated record. NCBI's taxonomy places the organism in Eukaryota, Metazoa, Cnidaria, Anthozoa, Scleractinia, Pocilloporidae. Gene Ontology annotation, biological process: protein phosphorylation.